AGAAACCAUAGUGCGCAUGCGUACAGAACUUGAACGUUCUGGCGGGCAGCAAAACUCGGAAACCACCCGGGAACAGCUGAUUAGUAGUUUAUAUAUCUUUACUGGUUUGACUAAACUGCACUAUGGUAGAAGGACCGGGCUGUACGUUAAAUGGAGAGAAAAUCCGCUCUAAGGUGAAGACAGGACAGGAAGUAAAACAAGUCAGGGGCAGUUUGACGAAUAAGAACAACUCUGAAACAAAUGCUUUCCACGGUUUUCUUGGAUGUCAGUACACUGGUGUGGAAACCCUUGGCAAGGAGCUCUUCAUGUACUUCGGCUCGAGAGCUUUAAGGCUCCACUUUGGUAUGAAUGGGUCGAUGAGUCUAAAUCCUGCUCAGAGGAAGGUUACAACGGGCUCGGCAGCAGUGCUGGAAAUACACCUUACCAACGACACUGUGGCUUUCUUUGACAGCACUGUAGAAAUAAGGUUGACGGAGGACUGCAAGCAGAAGGUCAGGGCCAUGGAGAGUCUGGAUGUGUGCUCCUCAAAGUUCAGCUUCUCGCGCUCUGAGGAGGCUGUGAGGAGCCAGAGUAGCAGGAUGCUCUGUGACGUUCUCCUAGACCAAGCCGUCAUGCCGGGAGUCGGCAACAUCAUUAAAAACGAAGCCCUGUUUGACUCGGGCUUCCACCCAGCCGUGAAGGUGCAGCUGUUGACAGAUAAGCAAAUCAACCAUUUAGUGAAGAUGACUAGAGACUUCACUCUUCUCUUUUAUAAGUGUCGCAAAACUGGCUCAGCUCUUUACAAACAUUACAAAGUCUACAAACGUCCACAGUGUGACCGAUGCUCUCAUGCCAUCACAGUCUGUCGUCUUGGCGAUAAUGGUAGAAUGACUUACUUCUGUGAACGCUGUCAAAAAGGAGAUCCCACCGGAGUUGAUAUCAGCCAGCUCCCACCUAGAAACAGUCUGAUCAGUUGGACCUAUAAUGAGAGAACCAGUGAUGAUGUAGCCAAGAAGGAGGAGGAGGACUGGGCUUGUCAACUCUGCACGCUCAUCAACCAGCCAACAGCUAAAGCCUGUGAUGCUUGCCGUACUCCAAAACCUGAGGCCCACAAAGACGACAUUAGUACUGAAGUGUCGCCCUUCACCGCUGAUUUAAUUAAACAUCCCUGCAAUGCCUUCAAGAAACCAGGAGAGGAGCUCAAAGUCAACUGGAGGUCUGCAUUUGGGACUUCCACCCUUGUUUUCUCUGACAUGAGUAAGAAGCCAAAGCCUGUAAACUCUCCACUCUCCCUGGCCGGCAGUCAUUUGAAUUCCUUGGCGGCAGCACGAGGUUUAUAUAAAAACAGCUUCUGCCAGGGGACAACAAGCCCCAAUUAUGCCUCUGGUGGCUGGCAGAAGCAAAGUGCCGAGCUCUCCAAAAGGGAAUCACUGGCCUCCUACAGUCACCCAUCCAAGAAAAUGAGAAUUGAUCACAGCCCCUCUCCUAGUAACAAAGCUCAAAAUGGAGCCCCCAACUCAGGUGGUGCAACCCUCAUCUCUCCCAGUCCCAGUGCCCCUUGUUGUGCAUCCCAUUGCCGUCCGGCUGUCCUCAGAGUGGUCCACAAGGAGGGGGAGAACAAGGGACGACAGUUCUACUCCUGCUCGCUACCAAGAGAGACCAAGUGCAACUUUUUUGAGUGGGCUGAUUUGCACUUCCCUUUCUGUCACCACGGGAAACGCUGUUUAAUGAGGACGGUUCUGAAGCUUGGCCCAAACAAUGGUCGAAAUUUCUACACCUGCAGCUUUCAAAAGGGUAAACAAUGCGACUUCUUCCAGUGGGCAGAGAAUGGACCAGGGGUGUCCAUCCUUCCUGGCAGCUGAAGCGUUGCAGCCAUGCAUAAAUAGUUCCCUGAUAUAUACGAAAGAAACUGUAUUAUAGUGAAUUUAGGUAUUUGUUUUACAUUUAUUGAUGCAUUUCAACUAACAUAAUUAUAUUUGCAUGUAUUUUGUAUUGUGCUUUGUAAAUGACGUGUGUGUGUGUGUGUGUGUGUGUGUGUGUGUGUGUGUGUGUGUGUGUGUGUGUGUGUGUGUAAUUUUAAGUUUUCACAAAAGCGCCAUCAAUCUGAUUAGAACAAGUCAGGCCAGAAACGUUAAUCAAAGCAAUUCUUUUUUAUAAAUUCAGUUUUAAUUCAUUAUAUCAGAAUAAAGUGCAUCAUAGAAAUUGUUCAUUCAUACUCAGUUUUAGAGAUUUGAAGUAUUAUUUUUUUAAAAGCAAUCUGCAGAUUUCAUGACUGGAGUGUCUGACUCUGAGUUUGACACCAUGUAGUGAAACUGGGUGAGGCUGGGGGCUUUGUUACACGCUGCACCUGAGUGGAGAGAGAGAGAGAGAGACAGGUCUGUUAAUGGAAGUUAAUGCUUCCUGUUCCUUUCUCAUCGUGUCUAUAGAUUGGCUCAAAUCAUCAUGUUCUGUCUUAAUAAAGGCUGUUGCUUUUCA
This is a messenger RNA of Nothobranchius furzeri (turquoise killifish), 2454 nucleotides long. It is a transcript of the gene neil3, whose product is annotated as nei-like DNA glycosylase 3. The record is from RefSeq and is a predicted model, not a curated record. Lineage: Eukaryota; Metazoa; Chordata; Actinopteri; Cyprinodontiformes; Nothobranchiidae. Gene Ontology annotation, biological process: base-excision repair. Gene Ontology annotation, molecular function: DNA N-glycosylase activity; damaged DNA binding; zinc ion binding.